CGCGCUUGUGUGUGUGCUUGAGCGUCAGUCGGCGGCGGCACUCCCGGACCGAGUAUCAUCAUCAUCAUCAUCACCAUCAUCAGCCGCGCGCUUCAAUCAGUCACGGACAUGUGACCGAUUUUUGGUCCUUAAGACAAAAUACAAAGCUUCCUUUAAAAAAAAAAAUCACCUACGACUGUCAGGGCCCCGGUGUGAAAAGGUGCGGAGGGUUAAACCGGAAGCGCGAUUAUGAGAAAGGGGAGCGGGUUGUUUGCGUCGCGCGCGGAGAUGAGGCGGGGGGCGGCGGCGGCGGCGGCGGUGAGGUGCUACGGAAUCGUUGCUGCUCUCUGGCCGAGCGUCGUUGUGUUUUAGCAGACCCCCCACCCCCUCUUCAUCAUCCUCAUCCUCUUCCUCCUCCUCAUCAUCAUCAUCAGCCUCCCCACCACCACCACCACCAUUUUGCGUUUCAGUACACCGGCUUUUUCAGAAGCGGCUGCUUUGAGAAGGUAACGGACGGAUUUGUGUGCGGUGCCAUGACGAGCUUUCCGGUGGGCUCCACUCGGGCCGGUUAGCGGCCUGCACCCGCGGCCCCGGUGUCGGAGCGAGAUUGCACGCAUCGCCUCUUCAUUCUGCAUCUCUAAUCGGUUACAAUCUCAGGGAUUUAAAAAUAAUAAUAACAAUAAUAACACAAAGAAAACAAUUUUUAAAAAAAAAAAAAAAAAAGCAAAAUGUCCUCUCGGCCUGCUUUACCGUCUGCCACCGACCGGAGCUCGGAUCACCAUGCGUCUCUGGCGGCGAGCCGUUCGGAGAAGGGCACCAGCGUGUCGAGUCGUUCCCUCGGCGUGCGCUGCCGCAACUCCAUGCCCUCGUGCCCGGAUGACCCGCACAUCGGCAACUACCGGCUCCUCAAAACCAUCGGCAAGGGCAAUUUCGCUAAAGUGAAGCUGGCUCGCCACGUCCUCACCGGCCGAGAGGUUGCAAUAAAGAUAAUCGACAAAACUCAGCUGAACCCAACCAGCCUGCAAAAGCUGUUUCGUGAAGUGCGGAUCAUGAAGGCUCUCCGUCACCCCAACAUAGUGCAACUCUUUGAGGUGAUCGAGACGGAGAAGACUCUGUAUCUGGUCAUGGAGUACGCUAGCGGAGGUGAGGUGUUUGACUACCUGGUGUCUCAUGGGAGAAUGAAGGAGGUGGAGGCCAGAGCCAAAUUCAGACAGAUCGUCUCGGCUGUUCAUUACUGUCACCAGAAGAACAUCGUGCACAGGGAUCUGAAGGCCGAGAACCUGCUGCUGGAUGCCGACUCCAACAUAAAGAUAGCGGAUUUCGGCUUCAGUAACGAGUUCACAUUGGGGAAUAAGCUGGACACGUUCUGUGGCAGCCCGCCCUACGCUGCACCCGAGCUCUUCCAGGGCAAGAAAUACGAUGGGCCCGAGGUGGACAUCUGGAGUCUGGGGGUCAUCCUGUACACUCUGGUUAGCGGCUCGCUGCCCUUUGAUGGACAGAACCUCAAGGAGCUGCGUGAGCGUGUGCUCAGAGGGAAGUACCGAGUGCCCUUUUACAUGUCCACUGACUGUGAAGAGAUUCUGCGCAGGUUUCUUGUGCUCAACCCUAGCAAACGGUGCACACUGGAGCAAGUGAUGAAGGACAAGUGGAUGAACACAGGGUAUGAAGGCGAUGAGCUGAAGCCUCACACGGAGCCGGUGGAGGACUACAGUGACCCCACCCGCAUCGAGGUGAUGGUUGGGAUGGGCUUCACUACAGAGGACAUCAAAGAUGCGUUACUCAAUCAGAAAUAUAACGAAGUCACUGCGACUUACCUUCUGCUGGGCCUGAAGACUGAGGACGGGGCGGAGUCACGCGUGAGUGGCAGCAUGACGUUGCCAAGAGUGAGGCCAAGCCCCAUCACCAACGGAACGAACAAACACUCCGCCACCGCCGCUGCCUCUUCAUCCUCGUCCUCCUCUUCGUCUCACAGCAAGACGCAGCGCAGCGCCUCCACCUACCACCGCCAGCGGCGGCACAGCGAUUUCUGUGGUCCAAGCAUGCCUGUGAUGCACCCUAAGCGCAGUCCGACAGGCGGGGCCGACCGUGAGCUACGUGAGAGCCGGAUGCCCCCACGCAAGGCCAGCUGCAGCGUGAUGGGCAGUCGCAGCCUCCCGCCCUCCAGCCCCAUGGUCAGCACGGCCAACAACCCAAACAAAGCUGAGAUUCCGGACCGGCGGAAAGACAUGACCGCCACCACUAAUAACAUCCCUGGCAGUGCAAUGACUCGCAGGAACACGUACGUAUGUACAGAUCGGCCCAGUGCGGACAGACAGUCUCUUCUGCAGAAUGGCAAGGAGAACAGCUCUCUCUCCCACCGUCUCCCCCCAGCCUCUCCCUCCACUCUCAGUAUUUCCGGAGCGGGAGCGUCGUCCUCCUCAUCCUCAGCAGAUCGGUGUAGACUGACACGAGGUUCGACCAUACGCAGCACGUUCCACGGCGGGCAGAUUCGGGAGCGCGUGCCUUCCGCCUACGGGCCGCCGCCCACCUCGCCCACGCUCAGCCACGAUGCCUCGCUGCCGGCGCACGGCCGCUCCAGAGCCACGGCCAACCUGUUCAGCAAGAUCACCUCCAAACUCACACGCAGGGUCGCAAAUGAACCUGAGAGAGUCGGCCGAUCUACGCUCUCAGGUUGCCAUCUAUUUGGGAAUCAGAAAGAGGCCGAGCCCUGGCUCGGGGGAGGGGGCUGGGAUGUGAGGCCCCGCCCCCCAUGCGCUCCCGCCGAGUUGGUACUGGCCGUGCGCGAUGCAGCGAGGGGGUGCGGCUGCAGCCACGAGCCGCCGGGGUCUAAGGUCACGUUUCAGGGGGAGGUGUGUCAGCUGAGUGUACACCACGCACGCCUUUGGGAGUCUCCACUAGCAUUCACUCACAUCGCGUCUCGGAUCUACAAAGGGGUGGAGCUCUGAGUGGAUGGGGGAGGGGCCUAGACCAGUGGCACGUCUUUCCCUCCUUCUUCCUGAACUGACUUGGCUCCGCCCACUCCUGGCUGCAUAAACUGGAAAAUCACUCCCCGCCCUCCCCCAGCUGUCACGCUCGCCUGAUAGGCACAUCCAGAGACACGCAGAUGUGUAUCCACACAAACAGUGCAAAUGUACACACACACACCUCCUCCUCUAAGCAACCUCAUCCACAGGACCUGGAUUGACUCCAGAGUAGUAUUUUUUUAAUCUCGUUUAACUCAUGAAAUAGUUCGAUUCUAUUUUCAGUGUCAUUCUGCGUCCUUGUUUGGUCUUAAACUGUAUUUUGUACGUUUUGUUUUGUUGCCCAAGCACUUUUCAUUUCAUUCCUUAAUUUUAUACCCCCCAUGUCAACCGUCACCUUGCCCACUACAACCCCCCCCCCCUGUCACCCUCCCCGAACCCCUUCCUGUAGCCCCUGAACUUGAGUCCUGCUAAUCAACACUUUUAAAAUAUAAUGAAUACUCCAGCAGUUUGUCAAAUCAAAACCAGAAGAAACCAAAAAUCACUUAUGAGAAUUUGUGAAAUUCAGUUCAACUUCAGAACACACGCUAUAAUGGUGAAAGGUCUGAAGGUCCUGUUCAUUUUGUCAGUGAAAUUAACCAACAUUACAUUUGAAUGGGAAUAGAAAUUGCUAUGAUCAACAAUUUUCAAAAUUUACUUUUAUGGAGAAACAAAAAGGAAUUUCCAGUGAACUUCUAUUGAGGGAAUUCAACAUCUGGGCAACAUCUGAUUUAGCAGAAUAUCUUACAUUUUUCAAACGUAAGCAGCAGGUUGUUGCGGGUGUUUUCCUUUCCAUCAGCCAAUCACAGACUGAUAUCUGAGUCGACUCUAACCCUGGCCGAGUUUCAGACGAGCGAUGUCCGAUAUGUACGAGUGUGUCUGCUUUAUAAAAUACGGCCGUGUUAAUGCAGCACUCUCAGCUCCCGGGGGAGUGAUGCACCAGAUGAGGUUUCUCACUUAGCUGGAGAAGUUAAAGGAACCUCUACCCUGAAACACAUUAAACAGGAAAUACUGAAAUAUUUCCGAAGUACGUAGUGAUCCUGGUGCUAAUUUAUUGACUAGAGCGGUUAUAAUCAUUUAGAUAGAUAACUAAGUAGGAUUUCGUAAGGGAUAACUAGCAUGAUUUGGUGUUCGCUCAACACAACGUUACACAUACGCAAUGUUAUGAAUAGUUGUAUUCAAACCUUUAACAAUGCACUAAAGCCUUUCCACUAUUUAAACAGUAUGUGACUGGUUGAUUCCACCCCCCUCCCCUGAUUCAACCCCCUUGAAAGUACAACUCUCCCAUGAGCCUUUGCAAUGAAACACCCAUGGCAGUGGAUCGGGUUGUGUCAUCGGUUCUCGGCUAAAUAGACGCACCUAAAAGAUGCAGAAGUUGCCCUUGGCAUUAUCACUGGAAUUUUUUUCGGAAACUCUGAACUUCAGGGUUUCUGGACAAGUUGCAGUUCUACUUCACAUCUGCUCUAUAGAAACUGGCACCGAUGUGGAAAAUUCCAGAAUGCUGCUGAAUGUUGCUGCUCUUGUUUUACCUUAUGACGGUAAACUUAAUGUAGCUUUUCAAAUGAAGAAUUUCACACUUCUGGACUGUUUUUUUUCCAUUACCACAAUACAGGGAAGAAACCAAGUGAUUUGAUUAAUGAUAUUAGAUUCAGGAAGCCCUGUCCCUAAAGUGGCUACCUGAUUCGUCUGAGGAAAGUUAGAAACGGCCGUAAAGUUUUUCAGUCACUGACACUGGCUUUCUGAGAACGUUCCUGAGAAGUUUCCUGUGCUGGAAAAUUCACAAAUAAAAAGAAGUAAGGAAAGCAGAAAUGGCAAAUGCUAUCCUUCCAUGAUGAACGUUCUCAUCAGUGGAUCAGAGUGUAGCGUAAAACUGGGAAUAUCCCAUUUUCCCAGUACGACAUGGUUCUCUCUGUGCCACCAAAGCAGACCCAACUCAACUACAGUUCAGGUUCAGUUCAGAAUUCCAGACACCAAUCAGAAGCAGACCUGGAACCGAAUAAGCCCUGCCCAUUUGUGGAAGUUGACCAUAGUUCAGAUGUAGAUUUGUCAUUUUCUUGUAGCAAAUCAAAUACAGAGAGAAAAUGACGAGUCGGGACACACGCCUUGUUUCCUUGCAAAUGGUGCUUGUGAGUUGGUCGCUAAGUUCAGACACUGCUGUAGAUCUCGUGCUUGAAAUGUGAAGCGCACCAUAGACUGACGGUUCUCCAGGAAGGGAACCACAGCUCUAAUCUCAGUGGGUUUUUUUUUUUUAAUAUAUAUAUAUAUAUAUAUAUAUAUAUAUAUAUAUGUAUUCGUCAUUUUCUUGUAGCAAACGAAAUAACCACAGAAAAUGACAUGGCAGGAUUUCUGGAUGGUGCUUGCAGCUGUUCUGUCUCAGUUUCAACAGGAAGUGUUUCGAAGCUGAUGCAUUUCUGUCAUUCUGUUCUUACCUGAUCUGAACUGAACCCUUAACACAGCCCGAGAAACCGACUGCCUCCCCAGCUUUACGCACCUCAGCUUUAACGGUUAAAGGAGCAGUUUGUUGUUUUCCGAGAUGUCUCCUACCUGUGAGAUGAACUGAGCAUUGACAAGCCUCUCUGUAUUCUCAGUUUAGGCUGGAGUCUUUUUUCUGGGCCAGAAAUGUCCUUAGUCUUUCAAAAAAUUCACAAACUGCACCUUUAAUCUAAACUAUGUGCCAUAUACACUGUCGGCUUUUCCGUCUUCCACACCAUCUUUUUUUUGUUGAUGAACUCAUUCUUUUCAUCCUUCUUGUUUCUGUUUGUUUUUUACAUCUGCGUUCUGGCAAACGCUGCAUUCGAUGUGAGUGCAAGAAAAAAGAAAAAAAAAACACGUCUGCCCACCAGAAAUCCUCGGGUCAUUGUCAUGUCUGCUCCGUGAUUGGACUCCUGUAGCGGAGACGCUUUCUGUGUCGAACCCCGAGCGGUGUGUGAAGAAGCCGUUCGGGUCUGGGCAGAUCUGGGCGGCCCGGGGUCGUCAUCUGUUAAACGUGUGUGUUUAGACCUCCGUGCACUCACUCACUUGCUUCGACUUGAAUCAGCUGCAUCCUACGGCUCUGCCACCAGGGGGCGCUACUGUCUUAAAUGUGAACACUUCAAUUUGUGGAUAUUUGCACAGGUACUUAAUUUAUUUUCUAGGAUAAUUAUCUUGGGAAGAAAAAAAAAGAAGAAAAUACAUGAUUUAUAUCAGUCAGACUCUGACUGCAUAUAAAUAUGAAGAUAACGAUAACGAUGAUAUUAAUAUGACUAUAGUAUUUAUCUUAGACCUCCAGGUUAAUUUCUAGCUAGUGCAGAAAUCCUCUGCUAGCUCUCCAGAACAUUCUGUGUGUGGUGAAGAUAAAAAGUAACCUGCAGUCCUGCAUGACACUGAAAGAAAGAAAGACAGAGAGAGAAAGAGAUAGGGGGAAAAGGAAAACCGGAGAUCGGAAAGAGAGAGAGAGAAUAUGAGAGAGCAGGUAUGUGUCUGCGAAACAGGGUUUGCAGGGGUGUGAGUGUGUGAGUGCAUGCGUCUGUGUGUGUGCAUGUGUGCGAGCAUGAACACCCAGAGAGUGUGUCCGUGGAUGAGUGUGUGUGUGUGUGAGAGAGAGAGAGAGAGAUUGUGUGUGUGCGCGCUGAGACGGCAUGGCAUUUCUCAUAAAGCAUUAUUCUAAUAUGCAAUAUGAUGGGAGAACUGAUAAGAAACAGCAACAGAUAAAAAAGAAGAGAUUCAGGCAGUUUGCAAUGAGAUUGUGGUUCGUUUUUAUUUUUUGUUCCCCAGAAGUCUGUGCGCCUCUGGCCAAAAUGAGAGAAAUGGAAACAAAAAAAAGAUCUGGAGAGAAAUAAAACUUCACUGAUGUUGAGAUCCUUGUGCGUCUGAGUUUAUUAGGGUGAAUGUGGGACUGGAAAGUGAGCAACACUUGAAAGUAAGAAUGAAAUGUUAUUGCAGUGUAAUUAGCCGAAUUGUAUUGUUCUAGAAAACAUUAUUAUGACUGAGACAGUUAGCCAAAGUGUCCUGUGGAGAUUUUUUGCUGUGGUCGGCUAGUUGUUUGUAAAAUGUGGACUUCUAAUAGAUGGUGUAGAAUACAACUCUUAUACUGAGACUGAGACUUUGGUAAAUUUCACCUGUGAGCAUGUAAAAUUCACAAUGUUUCCGUGAUGGUAUUAAUGAAAUAAUGGAUAAGAGACAAGUAUGUUUCAUGGGGUACACUUUUAUUGAUUCACAAUUUGACCGAUUGACUUUUUACAACCAAAGUUCAAAUUGAGGCGAAACUGAGACGCUAGGCGUUUUGCACCAGCGCCAGGAAUCUGAUCCCAAGAUGACACCAGCCAUAAGGUGGACACAAACCGGAUGUCAAAAAAACAAAACAAGGGGGUAAAGAAGAACGAAAGGAGAAACGGACAGGGUCAAGCAGUCUCUUAGUGCAGUAGAACACUCCAUGUGCUGCCCGAGUGAUGUAUUGGUGUAAAAAAGAAAGGAAAAUAAAAGGAAA
Molecule: messenger RNA, 7443 nt
Organism: Hemibagrus wyckioides
Lineage: Eukaryota; Metazoa; Chordata; Actinopteri; Siluriformes; Bagridae
Gene: mark4a
Product: MAP/microtubule affinity-regulating kinase 4a
Exons: 17
Coding region: 708-2924 (738 amino acids)
Biological process (GO): microtubule cytoskeleton organization; intracellular signal transduction; protein phosphorylation
Cellular component (GO): cytoplasm
Molecular function (GO): protein serine/threonine kinase activity; tau-protein kinase activity; ATP binding
Source: RefSeq, a predicted model, not a curated record